AAAAUAUGAAAAACGAAACUGAGCAUUAACAAUCUGAAACUCAUGAGACAUUGAUGUGAAAAUCCAAAAGUGUGUAUAAAUAAAAUGAAGUGGAAAAUGGAACAUUCCUUUCUUCUCAUACUCUCUGCUUUCCUGAGUUGUAUUAAUGGCGAACAAUCAUCCAUUUCAACCUCUGCCAAACUCCUAGACAUACCUGGUUUUGAAGGUAUAAUACACAAUAUCACUGUCGCAAUUGGUAGAGAGGCAGUUUUGAGUUGUUCUGUAACAGAUCUGGGACAUUAUAAGGUUGGGUGGAUGAAGGCUGAUGAUCAAACUAUUCUGAGUCUGCACACGAGGGUGAUAACGCACAAUCCCAGGAUAUCGGUCACUCAUGAUGAUAGCUUAAAAACUUGGCAGUUGAGAAUAAGGCAGUUGAAGGAAUCUGAUCGUGGGUGUUAUAUGUGUCAGAUAAAUACUUCUCAAAUGAAAAAGCAAGUUGGCUGUAUAGAUGUUCAAGUGCCACCCGAUAUCGAUGAUUCUGGGACCAGCGGGGAUGUCACGAUUUCAGAAGGCGAAAACGUCACGCUGUCUUGCAGCGCUACGGGACAUCCCGAACCUCGAAUACUUUGGCGGCGAGAGGAUGGUAAUCACAUUACACAGCACGUCUCGCCCCAAGAGACCCAGAAAGUGGACACAUAUAGCGGGUCCGAACUGAAUCUGCUCCACAUCGAUCGCUACCAAAUGGGCUCCUAUCUUUGUAUUGCCAGCAAUGACGUGCCGCCAGCAGUGAGUAAGAGGGUCACCCUUUUUGUGAACUUUCCCCCGAUUAUCCAAGUUGCAAAGCCAUUAGUGGGAUGCCCACAAACUUUCAACAUGAAGUUGAGAUGUGAAGUUGAAUCAUUUCCACCGUCACAUAAUUACUGGAUGAAGGAACGUGAUGAGAUCCUGCUAGAAGGGGGAAAGUAUACAAUUAUCGAAAAGAGGAGUGGAACGAAGUGUGCCAUGAUCCUCACAAUCCACAACGUGUCGCAUGAAGAUUACGCCAGCUACACUUGCGUUGCAUCAAACCUGAAAGGAAAAUCGGAUGCGACUAUACGACUUUAUGAAAUUGUGCUGACGACAACAACAACUACUACUACCACAACAACAACAACAACCACAGCUACUCCACCGACUACAAUAACGAACCUCAUUUUAGAAAUCACCAGAAGCAGCGAACGUCCAUCCAUUUCCAUAUCGAAUUUCAUCGGUGGGCCAAACGCCGAGGACGUCAGACAUCCAGACUGGUUUUAUCCAAGCGCUGCACCAGAGCCAUUAGAAUUGGAAACCAUUUCUGGAAUGAGUCCAUCCACCGAAAUUACUUCUCAUUAUCAUAUCAUAACACUCUCUAUAUUGUUCGCUCUCAGGUGACAUAUCUGUUAGUAUGCAGAUACAUCAAAUCUUUAAUAUCGCUAAUGCUCCCCUUGUCCUUAAGAUUAGUUACGAGUUUUAUAAAUGAAUAUAAUGAAAUCAAAUUUAUAUCUGUGACAUUCAUAUCAUUGUAAAAAUUGUAAUGAAUUUCGAUAUCCAUCACACAUAUAUCUUCGUGAAUCCCCUCUAAUGAUUUUUUCAUUUUCAAAACCGUCAAAACGUUGUCAAAAUGCAAAAAUGUUCGGCCCUAUAGCAACUCGAAUAAAAAAUCCUAUACACUUAGGUAUUAACCAAACAAUGUUUGAACGUGCAGACGUAUUUAACGAAUAUAAUGUCCUUCGAUAUAAAAAAUAAUUUUUGAAUAGUUUCUCUGCUUGAAAAUUUCGUUUAUUUCAAUAUUCUGAUUGCUGCACAUUAUGGAGUCUAAAUAUCCAUAUGAAAAACUCUUUAAUUUUAUUUAUUCUGAAUCCUUAACUACAAACAUCAAAUUCUUAGUAGGUACCCUUUUACACAUUUUCAGAAAUACUUUCCUCCUACAACUAAGCUUUAUAUGAGGCGUUUUUCUCUUCAGGUGUAUAAAUGAUCGUACUCUUUUUAUGAGAAUCUUCUAUGGCUUGCCUACAGAAUGCAAAAUGAGAUCGGAGGAUUAAAAAGUGCAAUUUUCCCGGAAUAGAUAAAAGAUUAAAAUGGAGAUAAAUACAUCAUAUUUCAAGUAGCUUGUCGAGAUUAGUUAAUGAAAUCAUAAUUAAAAAAAAUAAAAUUUGAAUAAUGCUUCUGAAGACCGAAUAAUGCUCUGGUACAGAAAAAUUCGUUCACUUGAGAAAUCUAUAUUAUCUUAAAUACAUGCAAGUAAGAUUUGAUAGAAUAAUAUGCAGGAUGGAAGAUCAGUGAAGAGAAGACAUGGAACUUUCAAAAUUGUAAUAAUAUAUUUUGAACUGGAAGAGAAACAUGUUGAGUCAGCCUCUUAGCAGGAAAAAAGAUGACUUUAAAUUUGAGUUCCAAAAUAUGGAUAGAUAUAACUUGAUAAUACCCGGGUUUGUCAACAAAGUGUGUGCGCAUCGCCUUUCAGUACCCACAAUAUGCAUUACAAUGAACCUCUAGAGGCGACAAAAAAGUCAAAGGAAGUGGAAAAUGGUUGAAAUUCCAGUAAAGGUGCAGUUGAAUUUCAAUUUGAUCCUGCUGAAGAACAUCCGUAUAUAUAAAAAAGAAAAAAACAUUAUUUGCUAUUUCCGGAAACGUUUGAUAGAGUAUCCUAGUUGUUUUAAUUUUAUUUCCACAGAAAAUUAUAUAACAUUCAGAAUGUGGAUGAAUAUCGAAUUUCACUGAAUUUCUGUACAUAAUAAAAGAAACUAGACUAAUUAAGAUAUAGGUAAAUAUAACUGUUGUAAUUAAUAGGUCCCAUAAAUUUAUUAAGUAUGUGUCAAACCGAACGAAGAACCCAAUUUUAACAAAGUUGAAUUAGGUGGUUAUUAUGUAAUCUAUAUAUUAUGUUUGUAUAUAGCCCGAACGGCACAUUCAUAUUGUUGAAUAAAUUAUGAUACUAAUUUAUUA
Molecule: messenger RNA, 2940 nt
Organism: Coccinella septempunctata (seven-spotted ladybird)
Lineage: Eukaryota; Metazoa; Arthropoda; Insecta; Coleoptera; Coccinellidae
Product: lachesin-like
Exons: 10
Coding region: 85-1389 (434 amino acids)
Cellular component (GO): neuron projection
Source: RefSeq, a predicted model, not a curated record